Messenger RNA from Adineta ricciae, 2265 nucleotides. Lineage: Eukaryota; Metazoa; Rotifera; Eurotatoria; Adinetida; Adinetidae. The record is from the annotation of a GenBank genome assembly.
AUGAAUCUUUUUGGUUCCACCCCAUCAGAUGUCGAAGACAUCGAAGAAGUGACAAGUUCCGGUGAAGAUCAAUAUGAAGGGUCAACAAAGUCGACACAUACCGACUCCAUCCCACCGGUGUCUUCCAAUAGAGCAGAAAAAAAAGGAAAAUCUUCUUCGAAACCAAAAAGAUUUUGCAAGUUUAAUAAAGAAUGGAUAAAAAAUCCGCAAUACACGUCAUUUCUGCAAGAGUAUCGAAGCGAUUCAUCGCUCGCGCAUUGCUCCAUCUGUAAAUCGAAUUUCUCUAUCGCUAAUGGUGGUCUAUAUUUAAUCAACCGUCAUCGUGAACAGGAAAACCACAAGCGUUUAGCAGUCAUUGCAGCUGAGACAAUAUCUCGUUCCAUCUUUGAUUUCGUACAUCCACCAUCGCAACUAAUUGCUAUGACGGCUGCUGAAAUUACCUUAGUCUAUCAUGGAGUUCGUCAUGGUCAUAGUUAUAUCAGUCAAUCGUGUACAGCGAAGGUUUCAAAGAAGUUAUUCCAUGAUUCAGUUAUUGCAAAGGACAUUUCAUGCGGACGAACAAAAGCUCGCGAAAUAGCUGUAAAUGUUCUAGGUAAAUACGCUUUUAUUUUUCAUGCUGAGAUACUCACAAAUUGUUCAGGAGCUCCUUACUUCAACUCAAAAAUCACCGAGGCGGUCAAUCAAACUCGUUUUUUCUCCUUAUCAUUUGAUGCGUCGAAUAAAGGCCAUAAGAAAAUGUUUCCAUUCGUGAUCAACUAUUUCACAAUUGAUCGUGGCAUUGUGCGAUCUGUGAUGGAAGUCAUUGAACAGCCCAAUGAAACAGCCGACGGAAUUGUUGCUUCGCUUCGAGAGGUGCUGACAAUGAACAACAUCGACAUCAUGAACAUGACAUCGAUCGGCGCUGAUAAUACCAAUGUGAAUUUCGGUCGAUAUCAUUCAGUUUUCGCCUUGCUUCAAUCGAAUUUUCCUAAUCUGAAGAAAGGAAAUUGUUUUUCACAUGUACUGAAUAAUUCAGUCAAAAUUUCGCACCAAUGUCUGGCGGUUGAUGUUGAAUCGAGUUUGUCAAAGCUGUACGGUCAUUUCUCUUCCUCAGCGAAACGUGUCGAACAUCUCAAAGAAUAUUUUGAUUUUGUUGAACAAGAUCAACGAUUGUUACUGCAACACAUCAAAAUUCGUUGGCUCAGCCUUUAUCCAUCUAUUGAAAGAUUACUGAAAGUCUAUGAACCAUUGUCGGCUUACUUUUUGGAUAUGGGUGAUCACGAUGAAUUCACUUGUCCACCAAUUAUUGCAGAGUUUCUUACUUCGACCGAAGCCAAAUGUACAUUGUAUUUUCUUCAUAAUCUGUUAUUUGAUAUACAAAAGAAAGCCUUGGAACUCCAGCGACACUAUGUGUCGAUUGUUGAUUUGAAUCGAAUCGUUUCCAGUUUACGCGUGAAACUGGACGAACGAUUGAAACAAAAUUAUUUCGGUUACCAAACGAGAGUUUUGUUAAAUUCGAUGAUCGAGUCGGAACGAGACAAACUCACCCAGUCUUUCUUUGAGUAUAUUUCGACGAUGCUUGCAUACAUCGAAAAGUAUUAUAGCGAGCAGAAGGAACUCGCAGAACUGGCUGCCAUAUUUGGAGUUUGUGACCUCGAUCGAAUUACUUUUCAUCAGAUCGAACAGUGCAUUGAUUUUCUAAAGAUGGACAUCGAUCGAGACAGAUUAUUUGAUGAGGUCAGUUUGUUACGGUCAACAUGGAAAGAAGUGAUUUCAUAUCGAGAACCAUUGGAUCUUCAAAUUCAGCAACACAUCAAGAAUAACGUUAAUCAUGUUCCUGAGAAGUUAGACAAUGAUCUCUGGAACGAAUCGGAAGAUGACGAUAAUCUCUUCCACAAACCGACGACCAAUAACUGUGACAAAGAAAUGGAGAUCCGGUCUGAUCAAUUCUGGGCUUUUCUACUUGCAAGAUCGAAGCCGAUGUGCAUCGAAAUGCACAAAAUUGUUUCUUAUGUGUUCUCCAUUCCCUGCUCGAACGCAUUCGUCGAGGGAGUUUUCAGUCAUAUGAAAAAUGCAUGGACCGCCAGUCGAAAUUUGAUGGCGAAUGAAACUAUCGCUGCUGAACUGAAAAUCAGACUGAAUAGUCAUAUGAAAUGCGAAGAUUUUUUUUCAUUUAUACAAUCCCAACCAGAAUUGAUCAAGGCUGCUCGAAGUAAGCAAAAAUAUAGUUUCUUGAAAAAACGUGUACCAAUUAGUGCAAAUGGGAGUGUAAAUGGUUUUCUUUAA